ACUAGUGUCUGGAUAAAGAAAGACUAGGUCAGCCAUGUGGAUGCGUCUGUUGAACAGCUGAAGAGGAGGAGGAGGGGGUUCUACAGAAAGAGAGUGAGAUAGAGAGAGAGCGAACGUGCUGUGUGUGCAUAUGAAAGAAAGAGCGAGGAGAGAGCGAGGGAACGCGCGUGUGUGAAAAAGGAAGCGGAGUCUGUAAACGCCGAACUCACUGAUUUCCUACCCUCCACAAACUCUAGCUUUCGGAGUUAUCACACGGCGAAAAGAAGGAGGAGGAGGAGGGGGAACCGCGUCCGUUCAGAAGACGAGUCCCCGGGCGGUCCGAAUGCGAAUAAAUUAGUAAAGCGAGGUCGUCUUUUGUUGAGGCAUUUGCCCCGUUUCUCCUCUGUAUGGACAGCGGCUCUCUCUGGAUAAAGUGUCUGCGUGAUAGUGCUCAGCCUUCGGCUUCUUGGAUUUUGGCCCAGGCCGAGAAGUUCGGCAGGGUCAUUUUCAACGAACAGACGUGGAAUUGUGUUUGAAGUUGUUUGCAGCAGCCCGAUAGGAACUUAGAUCAUCAUACUGGCGGCUCUUCUGAAACACUGGGGUUGUUGGUGUGGCCAAAUUUUCCCUGGAUUUGAUUGGUAAAUUCAGAAGACUGAAGCCCAGGCUCACAGUCUACCUUUCACGGAGGCCCAGCCGUGAGAGGACAGAAGAAGGCACGUGGCGAAUCAUGACUGCCGACAAAGAGAAAGACAAGGAGAGGGAGCGCGACCGGGACCGGGACAGAGAUCGCGAAAAGCGGGACAAAACACGCGAAAGCGAGAGCUCGCGGCCGCGGCGCAGUUGCACGCUGGAGGGCGGAGCUAAGAACUAUGCAGAGAGCGAACACAGUGAGGACGACGACAAUGAGACGCCCGGGGCCGCCACCGCCGAGGAGGCCACCAAAAAGAGCAAGAAAAAGCUUCCCAAGAAAAAGUCGCGCUAUGAGCGAACGGAAAACGGCGAGAUCACUUCCUUCAUUACGGAGGACGAUAUUGUUUACAGACCUGGCGAUUGUGUGUACAUAGAGAGCCGACGGCCGAACACGCCCUACUUCAUCUGUAGCAUUCAGGACUUCAAGCUGAGUAAACGGGACCAUCUGUUAAUGAAUGUGAAAUGGUACUACCGUCAGUCUGAGGUACCUGACUCCGUCUACCAGCACCUGGUGCAGGACCGCAACAAUGAAAACGACUCGGGUCGCGAGCUGGUUAUUACUGAUCCAGUGGUUAAGAGCAGAGAGCUCUUCAUCUCAGACUAUGUGGACACCUAUCAUGCUGCUGCCCUCAGGGGGAAAUGUAACAUUUCACACUUUUCUGACAUAUUUGCUGCCAGGGAGUUCAAAGCACGAAUCGACUCUUUCUUCUACAUCUUAGGAUAUAACCCAGAAACCAGGCGAUUAAACAGUACACAAGGGGAGAUUCGAGUCGGUCCCAGUCACCAGGCCAAGCUGCCAGAGCUCCAGCCCUUUCCCUCUCCUGGAGGUCAGACCGUGACAGAGAAUGAGGAGCUGGUCUGGAUGCCGGGGGUCAACGACUGUGACCUGCUCAUGUACCUGCGGGCAGCCAGGAGCAUGGCAGCGUUUGCAGGGAUGUGUGAUGGGGGGUCAACAGAGGACGGCUGCCUCGCCGCCUCACGAGACGACACUACACUUAACGCAUUAAACACUCUUCAUGAGAGCAGCUAUGAUGCCGGCAAAGCCCUGCAGCGGCUGGUGAAGAAACCAGUACCCAAGCUGAUUGAGAAGUGCUGGUCAGAGGAUGAAGUGAAACGGUUUAUAAAGGGUCUAAGGCAGUACGGGAAAAACUUUUUUCGGAUUCGGAAAGAAUUGCUCCCUAACAAGGAGACGGGGGAGCUGAUCACCUUUUACUAUUAUUGGAAGAAAACCCCAGAGGCUGCUAGUUGCAGAGCCCACCGCAGGCACCGCAGACAACCCGUCUUCCGCCGGAUCAAGACCCGCACUGCCUCCACUCCCGUCAACACUCCCUCCCGCCCGCCUUCCAGCGAGUUCUUGGACUUGAGUUCAGCCAGCGAAGAUGACUUUGACAGUGAAGACAGCGAGCAGGAACUGAAGGGCUACGCCUGCCGUCACUGUUUCACUACCACCUCCAAGGACUGGCACCACGGGGGUCGCGAGAACAUCCUGCUGUGCACCGACUGCCGGAUCCAUUUUAAGAAAUACGGCGAACUACCCCCUAUUGAGAAGCCUGUAGACCCGCCGCCGUUUAUGUUCAAACCUGUCAAAGAGGAAGACGAUGGACUCAGUGGGAAGCAUAGCAUGAGGACUCGACGGAAUCGCGGCUCGAUGUCAACGCUACGAAGUGGCCGCAAGAAGCAAACCGCCAGCCCAGAUGGCAGAGCCUCACCGACCAAUGAGGAUCUGCGGUCCAGCGGGCGAACCUCACCAAGUGCGGCAAGCACCUCCAGCACUGACAGCAAGACUGAUUCAAUGAAGAAACCCAGCAAGAAGACAAAGGAAGAGGCGCCAUCGCCUAUGAAGAGUGCCAAACGUCAGAGAGAGAAAGGAGCCUCGGAUACAGAGGAGUCCGAGAGGGCAAGCGCUAAGAAGUCUAAAACACAGGAACGGCCGGACUCGCCCUCGGAGUGCGAGGGAGAGGGCGAGGGUGAAAGCUCGGACGGUCGCAGCGUAAAUGACGAGGGCAGCAGCGAUCCCAAGGACAUUGACCAGGACAACCGCAGCUCCUCUCCCAGCAUCCCCAGCCCGCGUGAUAACGAGAGCGACUCCGACUCCUCGGCGCAGCAGCAGAUCCUCCAAGGCCAGCACCCUCCGGUCAUCCAGUGCCAGACAGGGGCUUUACCCCCGGCUCCUCCUUCUGCAGCCGCAGCCUCCGCACCACCCGCCUCAGUUGCUCCUUCCCUGUCCUCUCAGCCGUCCCCAUCUAUUCCCCCUACCUCCAUGCCUCCUCAGCAGAUACCUCCACCAGGUCCGCUGUCUCUCAUCCAGUCGGGAGCCCCGAGGCUGCCCUCACCUCAUUCCCCACUGCAGGGCUUGCCUCAACCGCCUCCACCCCCUCAAACCGGCCCUCAGUCCUUGCAGCCUCCACUACACGGUCCCAUGCCGCCCAUGGGCCACCCUCUGCAGGCAGGGCCAUCACAUAUGCCUCACCCUCACACUUUACCCUCUCAAUCCUUCCCAAUGGGUCAGUCUCAGGUCCCCCCUUCUGCUCUUUCGGGUCAGGCCCAAGCCGCCUCCCUCUCUCAACAACAGCGACCUCAUACCCCUCCAUCCCAGUCACAGUCCUCCUCACAGAGCAGCAGCCAGCCUCCGAGAGAGCAGCCUCUCCCGCCCGCACCAUUGCCUAUGCCCCAUAUCAAACCUCCUCCAACCACCCCCAUCCCACAAAUGCCAAACCCUCAAUCACACAAGCAUCCCAGCCACCCGCCAUUCCCGCAGAUGCCUUCCAACUUGCCCCCUCCGCCCGCUUUGAAGCCCCUCAGCUCUCUAUCCACGCAUCACCCUCCCUCCGCCCAUCCGCCGCCCCUUCAGCUCAUGUCUCAAAACCAGCAGCUCCAGCCUCCACCAGUGCAACCUCCAGUCCUCACCCAGUCCCAAACCCUUCCGGCAACAGGAAGUCAAGCACCCCCGCCGGCUCCUCCGCUCCCUUCCUCUUCCUCCGCCUCGCACUCGGCACCUUCUCAGCCCCCCUUCCCUCCUCAUUCCUUCAUGCCAGGCAGCUCACCCGUUCUGUCACCCUCCAGCGUUCCCUCCUCUGUGGCGAGCUCAAUGGCUACGCUGCAGCAGCCACCCUCCUCUAUAUCCAUGCCCCUGCCUGCAUCAGUCAGCACGCCCUGCCCGGGACCCUCCACUGUGCCACCUGUACAAAUUAAAGAAGAGCCUCUGGAUGAGGCGGAGGAGCCGGAGAGUCCUCCACCACCACAGAGGAGCCCUUCACCUCCACCCACCAUCGUCAACACUCCCAGUCACGCCAGCCAGUCAGCACGGUUCUACAAGCAUCUGGACAGAGGUUACAACACAUGUGCCAGAACAGACUUUUACUUCACACCACUGGCCUCAUCAAAACUGGCAAAGAAGCGAGAGGAGGCUCUGGAGAAAGCCAAGAGGGAAGCGGAGCAGAAAGCACGAGAAGAAAAAGAAAAGGAGAGGGAACGAGAAAAAGAAAGAGAGCGGGAACGGGAGAGAGAGAAGGAGGCUGAGAGAGCUGCUAAAGCUUCCAGCUCUUCUCAUGAGGGUCGCAUGGGUGAACCCCAGAUGGCGGGAUCGGCUCAUAUGCGGACAUCUUUUGAUCCCCCACCCACCACCAUCGCCACUGUGCCCCCUUACAUCGGCCCCGACACGCCCGCCCUGCGCACGCUCAGCGAAUACGCACGUCCCCACGUCAUGUCCCCCACCAACCGCAACCAUCCCUUCUUUGUCUCGCUUAACCCCACAGACCCUCUCCUUGCUUACCACAUGCCCGGCCUGUACAACGCAGACCCCAGCAUGCGUGAGCGCGAGCUGCGGGAGCGAGAGAUACGGGAAAGGGAGAUCCGCGAGAGGGAGUUGAGAAUGGAGAGGAUGAAGCCGGGUUUCGAGGUCAAACCUCCAGAAUUGGACAGCCUACAUCCUUCCGCCAACCCCAUGGAGCACUUUGCCCGACACGGGCCCAUUGGUCUCCCGCCCAUGGCUGGCCCUCAUCCAUUCGCCUCCUUCCACCCGGGCCUGAAUCCACUGGAGCGGGAACGGCUGGCACUGGCUGGGCCGCAGCUACGGCCUGAGAUGACUUACCCCGAACGCUUGGCCGAGAGGCUACAUGUCGAGAGGAUGGCCUCUGUGGCUAACGACCCCAUCGCACGGCUCCAGAUGUUCAACGUGACGCCACAUCACCAUCAGCACUCGCACAUCCAUUCACACCUACACCUGCAUCAACAAGAUCCGCUGCACCAAGGUGGUGGUGAAUGUCUUGUGUGUCCCCCAGGUUCUGGGGCACAUCCGCUCGUAGACCCGCUGGCCGGUGGACCGCACCUCGCCCGCUUCCCCUACCCGCCCGGAGCCAUCCCCAACCCCCUGCUCGGACAGCCCCCGCACGAACACGAGAUGCUACGGCACCCUGUGUUCGGUAAGACACGCGCUCCAUAUCCCAGAGAUCUCCCAGGCGGGCUCCCACCACCCAUGUCGGCGGCACACCAGCUGCAGGCCAUGCAUGCACAGUCUGCAGAACUACAGAGACUGGCCAUGGAGCAGCAGUGGCUACACGGUCAUCACCACAUGCACGGAGGCCCUCUACCAGGACAGGAGGAUUAUUACAGCCGGUUGAAGAAGGAAAGCGACAAGCAGCUGUGAUCAACGGCGGACUCCCAGAGGAUCGGCAGGACACAGGAGGUCUCGGCAGAACAGUCAAGGAUCGUCUGAGGAACCUUCUUUCUGUUGUCAGCUUUCUUCACUAUUCCGGACUUUUUUUUUAAGACAUUGACUUUUUCGGGGGGUUAUAUAUCGUUCAAGUAGUGACAGCGUCCUCAAGACUGAUUGUGACUUUCCUGCAUGAACAUACUCUGAGAAGCUUCCCUGACGUCUUUUGUAGGUGCUAGAAAACCAGAUACUUUGUCACUGUGCUAAUUGGGGGAAAAAAAACAGAGGAACAGAACAGUCGGGCCAUUAUAUCUGAAAAAGUGCUAUCUUAAAUUCAAUGUUUAUUUUAAUACAUUGUAGGAGGUUUUCAUAAUGUUAAGAAAAGCUGCAGCAUGGCGUUUUUUUGAGUCUGUAAAUAGUAUAUAAAUAUAUAUAUAUACAUAUAUAAUUAUUACUAUUAUUAUUAUUAUAAUUAUUAUUAGGUGUGGAUUCCUAACAGAGUCGUUAGACCUCCGAUAUAAUAAUUUUCUCAAGUGUCAUCCCUUGUUUCAGAGGGGAAGGAGAUGGCACCGUUAGAGCAGGUAACCACGUCCAACGCUGGGUGGAACGGUACCGGAUUUUAAUCCAAACACCUCUAGAGGUCAAAGCUCAGAUGACGCUUUUUUUUUUUUUUUUUUGUAAUGUUUUGGUUUUGUUUCAUAUAUAUCGACAGUCUGCGACAAACACUCAUGACAUCGUGACCAUAUUUUCAAACAGAGUUAGACGUUCGAAACACUUGAAGGAGGAGGACGCGCGGUGCCUCAUGAGUAUUGGGGCAAGUAGCCCGUUCGGAAAGAAGAAAUAUUGCACUGAUUAACCUCAGUUUGUGUUACUAAAGCAAAAUUGGCUUUCUCAUGGCUUUUUAAGUGCAUUUCGAAAGCCGUUCACUCUGUCUUCUGUGUACCAAAGUUGAACGGCGUUCAGUUUUGCAACUGGGUUCAUAUCUCGGCAAGAUCCUCUGUGCUUAGAGAUUGCGAAACCGACCGGACUGCUUUUUUUUUUUUUAAUAACUUUUACACAUGGUCAAAGGGUGCUGGAAAAGAUAGCAACGCCCCCCCCCCACCUCAACCCCGGUUUGUCUGUCCUCGCGCAGUCAGUUUCCCGACCUACUGUACAGAUUCGUAGAACCAUUCUCACUGUGAAGCCUAAGGGAAGAUGGUGGCUUGGAUUGGAGUCUGUGUACCCGUGUGUGCAUUUGUUCACAGUAGUGGAGAUGACGACCGUGUUUGAGCUUCUCUGCAUUCCUGACACUGCAUUACCUGUGAUGCAUGAUGCCUCUUUAGUUGCUCUCCAUCACGUCGAGGCUGUUCGAUAGCAAUCGUCGACUGUUACAUGCAGUGUUUUCGUUCGUUUGGUUUGUUUCGUUACUUGAAACGACACAUGCUAAACGUUGGUUUUUACCUCCGGUGGGCCUUUUUCGAGCUUACGGUUCAAAGUACAGUUUUUAAUUCUCCCCGUUUGGUUUUAAAAAGCCAUGGUGCAUCCUUCGAAGAGUAUGCAUAGAAGCCUGUUUUUUAGCAGUAUGCGCCCAAAGCCGAUCAUUUUGUGUAAUUGGACUGUCAUGUAUCUUUUAUUCUGUCUCGGAUGUAUACAGCAUUUUAUUUUCGUUUGACGCAUUUUCUCCUUUUGUCCCUCUUUUGUGUCUUAAACCUUUGAUGUUGAGUGUUGUCAAUGGUUUAGCUUCUUGUUUCAAAGCGGCAAUAGCAGAAUGUACAUUCUGACUGCUAAGAUUUAUAUAUACUGGUAUCUUGAAGCUUAUUGUAUAUAUUAGUAGUCGCCAUGGGAUGACACAGUGUAAACAAAAAGUAGAGAUAAUUAAGGCAGAUUGUGAGUCCUGUGUUCUCCCCAUUUGAGUAUUUUGUAAUUUUUUUGACAAAUUUGUGGAAUUAAAAUAAAACUAAGUUACACCACAUGGAAACCUGAUUUCUAGUUAAUAUCACUUUUUGUUAUAUGACAUGGCAAAAGUAAAUGUUCAUGCUGACGAAAAAUGUACUGGGUUGAAGUGUUUUCUGUCUUCUCCGAGCUAAUUCUGGUUUAUGUGAGCGAGUAUAAAGAUUAUUGCUCGUAAGCGUGUUGCGUUGAGCACAUCACGCAUAUUGUGCUGCUCUAAAAUAAUGCCGUUGUCCAUCAUUUUACAAGCUCAAUCAUUCUGGGAAAUGAGCUCAUAAAGUGAAUUCUGAGAAUGGCUCCCUGAGUACCAAUAAAUGGCAGACCAAAAAUGGUUUCUAAUCCACAAGAAUUCUCCCUUUCAGUUAGCAAACAUUAAAAAACAACUUAACAUUGUACAGUAUGAGCUCAACAUGAUUCUCUGUGGUGAUUCUUAUCUUAUCUUGUCUUUUUCUUCUCAACUCAUAAACAGCUUAUUAUACACAAGAUUUUAACGUUCACCAACUCGGAGAUGUAGUAAAAUCCUUAUUUUGCAAACACAGGUACAUAAUGAACUUUCUCAUGCUGAUUUAAAAAAUGAAUAUUGUAAAUACAAUUAGGGUUGAGUGGAUAUGUGCACGUUGCAGUGUUCGUAAUUCUUUAUGAACCUACCUCACGGCUAAUAGAGAGUUAUUUAGCCAGUCACUUGCAUUUUUCAUAAACUAAGCAUUGUAAAUAUUUAAUGAACAAUUAUAAUGUUUGAUUAUA
This is a messenger RNA of Labeo rohita (rohu), 7993 nucleotides long. It is a transcript of the gene rerea, whose product is annotated as arginine-glutamic acid dipeptide (RE) repeats a. Gene Ontology annotation, molecular function: transcription corepressor activity; sequence-specific DNA binding; chromatin binding. Gene Ontology annotation, cellular component: nucleus. The record is from RefSeq and is a predicted model, not a curated record. Bases 707 to 5314 code for a protein of 1535 amino acids. Gene Ontology annotation, biological process: regulation of DNA-templated transcription. Lineage: Eukaryota; Metazoa; Chordata; Actinopteri; Cypriniformes; Cyprinidae. The transcript has 22 exons.